AUGUACCGCGCAAAGCUGCUAGUGAUUUUUACGUUUUUGUUGACAUGUGGGGCGCUGGAGCUGGAACCAUUUUACGAAUUCGUUUCAGAAAAAUUCGAACAAAUACAAAAGUUUGAAUUACCGACCAAUAAUGAAAAAGUAUUUAGGACAAAUGACACCAAAAUAUUCGAUUUUGGCCGCUAUGAUUUUAUUAUUGUUGGUGCUGACGCAGGCGGAUCAGUUUUAGCUAACCGAUUAUCCGAAAUAAGCUCAUGGAAAAUAUUAUUGUUAGAAGCUGGAGGUGAGACUGAUGACUUUAGCGAUGUUCCUGAGUUUAACAAUUAUCUACAACAAACAGACAUGAAUUGGGGGUAUCUAACAGCUCCACAAACUACGUGUUGUCAAGGGAUGGAAAAUCACCAAUGUAUGUAUCCAAGAGGAAAAGUAAUAGGAGGUUGUACUACUUUAAAUGCUGCGAUAUACGCUAGAGGAAGUCCUUCAGACUUCAACAGUUGGGUAGCAAUGGGUAACCCUGGAUGGUCAUAUGAAGAAGUUCUUCCGUACUUUAAAAAAUCGGAAUAUGUGGCAAUGGAAUCGUACGACAAAUACUACCACGGCACAGAAGGCGUAUUGUUUGUUAAUCAUACAUCGCCAAAUUCGACGAUGGGUGAGACAGUUCUAAAAGCUCAUAUGGAAAAAGGUUUAAAAGAAGUAGAUUAUAAUGGAGAACACCAGCUUGGAGUUUCCAAAGUUCAGUUUAAUCAAAAAGACCACAAGCAUCAGACAAGUGAGCAUGCUUUCCUCGAUGCUAUUAAAAAUAGAGAUAAUUUAAAAAUAGUUCUUAAUGCAGCUGUUAAUCAGAUAUUGUUAACGAAGCAUAAGGCCAAAGGAGUUACUUUUGUGAAAAAUGGAAAAAUCUAUAAGGCAAAAGCCAAGAUGGAAGUAAUAUUAUCUGCCGGAGCUAUCAACACUCCACAACUUUUAAUGCUUUCUGGAAUCGGUCCUAAAAAACAUCUUAAAGACCUAGCAAUUCCGGUUAUUGCAGAUCUACCAGCAGUUGGUCAACAUCUACUAGAUCAUCCUUUAUUUGUUAAUAUUUAUUUCAGAACAAAUAUAUCUACUCCCAAUAACUCUUUAAAAGAAAACCUUCAGUUAUAUUUAGAAGGUAAAGCUCCUUUAACGAAUGGUGCUUCCUUAGAACAUCUCGCUUUUAUCAACGUUGAUACCAUCACCGAUGGUGAAGCUGAUAUAGAGUUUCUAAACUUUGCUCCCCCCUUUGGUGUGCCAGGAGAUUUAAAGGCGGCAUAUAAUUUUCAAGAUAAAUUUGCCAAACAGUAUGACAAUUAUAAUCCUUUGACCGAUGUCGGUAUUUUGAUGUCGUUAAUGAAACCCAAAUCACAUGGAAGUGUCACUCUUAAGUCUAACAAUAUUCUGGAUUUUCCUUUAAUAGAUUUAAAUUACUUUUCUGAUCCCAAAGGCCAAGAUCUCGAAACAAUGUAUAAAGGUAUAAAAUAUAUUUUGUCCCUAGCUGAUACUGAAGCGUUUAAAAGCAUCGGAGCAACUUUUAUCAGCAAACAACCAAAUUGUGAACAUCUAAAAGACAAUGAUAGAGAGUACUGGUACUGUGCUUUUAAACAUAUGACCUCAACCGAAUACCAUCCUGCUAGUACGACGAGAAUGGGUCCAUCAGCAGCUGAUUCUGUUGUGGAUAAAAACUGUCUGGUGCACACAUUUAAAAAUCUAAGAAUAGUUGAUGCUGGGGUAGUUCCAGAUAUAACGAGGGGCCAUCUUAUGGCUGCGGUAUAUAUGAUUGCAGAAAAAAUUUCAGAUGUAAUUAAGAAAAAUUAUAAAAAAAUAUAA
Messenger RNA from Diabrotica balteata, 1839 nucleotides. The record is from the annotation of a GenBank genome assembly. Lineage: Eukaryota; Metazoa; Arthropoda; Insecta; Coleoptera; Chrysomelidae.